This is a messenger RNA of Neoarius graeffei (lesser salmon catfish), 3754 nucleotides long. RefSeq names its product contactin associated protein family member 5a (gene cntnap5a). The coding region runs from base 16 to 3675 and encodes 1219 amino acids. The record is from RefSeq and is a predicted model, not a curated record. The transcript has 22 exons. Lineage: Eukaryota; Metazoa; Chordata; Actinopteri; Siluriformes; Ariidae.
GACCUCAGGGCGCGCAUGGAGGUGACGGCUAUAGCCACACAGGGCCGCCAUGGCAGUCAUGACUGGGUGACCAGCUACACACUUCUCUACAGCGACAGCGGGAGUGUGUGGAAGCAGUACAGGAACGAGGACAGAGUUGCGAGAUUGGUGGGGAACAUGAAUUCCGACAGUGCAGUCUAUCACAAACUCAGUCAACCCAUUCGAACCCGAUUUCUGAAAUUUAUUCCUCUUGAAUGGAACCCCAGUGGCAGAAUUGGGCUCAGGAUCGACAUCUACGGCUGCGCAUACAAAUCGUAUGUGGCAGAUUUUGACGGCAGAAGCUCUCUGCUCUACCGGUUUAACCAGAAGUCCAUGAGCACAGUGAAGGAUGUGAUCUCGCUGCGCUUUAAGAGCCGACAAACGGAGGGCGUUUUGCUGCAUGGGGAGGGCCAGAGAGGAGAUUACAUCACACUGGAGCUACACCGAGGGAGACUAGCGUUACACCUCAACCUCGAUGAUACCCGGGUCAGGUCAAGCAGCGGCCGUAUGUUGGUCACACUGGGCAGUCUGCUCGAUGACCAGCACUGGCACUCAGUGCUCAUCGAGCGCUUUAACAAGCAGGUCAACUUCACCUUGGACCGACACACGCAGCACUUCAGGACCAAAGGGGACGGAGACUCUCUGGAGGUUGACUAUGAGCUCAGCUUUGGUGGGAUCCCACUCCCGGGGAAGCCUGGAACGUUCCUCAGACGGAACUUUCACGGUUGCGUGGAGAAUCUCUACUAUAACGGAGUGAACAUCAUCGAUCUGGCCAAGCGACGCAAGCCUCAGAUAUACACUGUGGGAAAUGUGACCUUUUCAUGCUCAGAGCCACAGCUGGUUGCUGUUACCUUCCUGAGCUCGAGCAGUAGCUUCCUGUCCUUUCCAGCUCCUGCUCCGUCUCCAGAUGGGCUCUCGGUCCGCCUGCAGUUCCGAACCUGGAAUCCCGACGGCCUGCUGCUGUCCAGUCGACUAGCAUUGGACAUGGAACAGCAUUACCUGUUACUGCGCAUCAGCAGCGGCCGUCUCCGCCUCACACACCACACCUCUGACCAUAAAACACUGGAAGUGUCCAUUGGGCAAAGGGUAAAUGAUGGUCUCUGGCACUCAGUGAGUCUCAGCACCAGGGGUCUGCAGAUCAUCAUGACUCUGGAUAACGAGCCAGCAUCCACCAUUCAGCUAGAGGACUACCUGGAACCAAAGGACAGCUACUACUUUGGGGGUUGUCCGGCGUCUCAGAAUGGCUCUGGCUGUAUGAAUACUGUAAUGGCCUUCCAAGGCUGCAUGCGCCUCAUCCUCAUCAACAACCAACCUAUGGACCUCAUGCACAUCCAGCAAGGGAUUGCAGGAAGCUGGAAUCAAAUAGAGUUUGACAUUUGUGGCAUUCAGGACAGAUGUCUGCCUAAUUUCUGUGAAAACGGCGGCCGCUGCUCUCAGACGUGGUCCUCUUUCUCCUGUGAUUGCGCAGGGACAGGAUACAGUGGUGCUACGUGCCAUAACUCGAUCUAUGAAGCCUCGUGCGAGGCCUACAGGCUUUCAGGAAGCACCUCAGGCUACUUCUCUGUCGAUCCUGAUGGCAGCGGCCCUCUGGGUCCCAUUCAGGUCUACUGCAAUAUGACAGAGGACAAAGUAUGGACCGUGGUCCACCACAACAGCACUGAUGCAGUCCGAGUCCAUGGAUCGACACCAGAGAAACCCUAUGAAGCUCACUUUGACUACGGCGCCUCUCCAGAUCAACUCCGAGCCCUGGUUUUACAAUCGGAAUACUGCCAGCAGACGCUGAUCUAUCAGUGCAGGAGAGCUCGACUCUUCAACACAUGGGAUGGCGCUCCUUUGUCCUGGUGGCUGGCGCGUGGUGGUGAAAGAAGGACGUAUUGGGGAGGUUUACUUCCUGGUGUUCAGCAUUGUGCCUGCAGUCUGGAGGAAAACUGCAUCGACAUGAACUUCUUCUGUAAUUGCGACGCUGACCGAUACUCAUGGGAAAACGAUACCGGGCUCCUGUCCUAUAAAGACGACUUACCAGUGAGCGGAAUCGUAAUAGGAGACACACACCGAGCGAGAUCUGAGGCAGUCUUCAGUGUUGGACCCCUACAAUGCUCUGGUGACAGGUCUCUUUGGAAUGCAGCAUCUUUUUAUGACGAGGCUUCGUACCUGCUCUUCCCUGCUUCACAAAUGGAGCUGUCCUUCGACAUCUCCUUCUACUUCAAGACCGGCUCGCCCUCAGGAGUCUUUGUUGAAAACGUCGGCUCACGAGACUUCAUCAGAGUCGAGCUGAGCUCUCCUUCAGUCGCUACCUUCUCGUUUGAUGCGGGCUACGGGCCGACCGUGCUAAACGUUAAAUCUCCGGUGCCGUUGAACGAUCGCCAGUGGCACUGGGUCCGAGCUGAGAGGAAUGUAAAGGAGGCAUCGCUGCAGGUGGACCAGCUGCCGCUGCGCUUCCUGGAGCCUCCAGCACACACACACAUACGCCUGCAACUCAACAACCAGCUCUUCGUGGGAAGAACAGCUUCCAGACAGAGAGGCUUUCUGGGCUGCAUGCGAGCGCUUAAUGUAAACGGCGUGAACUUUGACCUGGACGAGCGAGCCAAGGCAACCCCGGGUGUGAGCUCGGGCUGUGCGGGUCACUGCAGCAGCUCUGCAGGUGUUUGCCACAACCGGGGCAGGUGUGUGGAGAAGAGCACCGGCUACGUGUGUGACUGCACACACUCCGCAUAUGGAGGGCCAUCCUGCAAGGAAGAGGUAUCGGUGUCCUUCGAGAAGGGUUCCUCAGUGACAUACACAUUCCAAGAGCCUUUCUCCGUCAUACAAAACAGAACGGCGCAGGUUUCCUCCUCGUCCUCUGCAUACAGCAAGUCCAGAGACAACAUGGCGCUCAGCUUCCUCACCACACAGAGUCCUGCUAUGCUCCUCACCGUCAACACCUUCACCCAGCAGUACGUAGCGGUUAUCCUCGCCCGCAACGGGAGUCUGCAGAUUUGGUAUCAGCUUCAUAAGGAGCGAAGGCCCAGUGUGUUCAGCCCCGUGCUCACGAGUCUGGCAGAUGGGAAGCUUCAUCGACUCCGACUUCACAGAGAAGGAAAAGAUGUCUAUGUGCAGGUUGAUCAAGACAAUAAAAAGUACACCCUCUCACAGGACACUGACUUUAACUCGAUGCGAUCACUAACCCUCGGAAAGAUUACAGGAGCUGAUGCACUGGACGAGGAAGUAGCACAAGCAGGAUCCAAAGGUUUCAUUGGCUGCUUCUCAUCUGUUCAGUACAAUCACGUAGCUCCAUUAAAGGCAGCGCUGCUGAACCGUGGGAGCUCUUUGGUCAGCAUACGAGGCCAUUUGCUUGAGUCUAAUUGUGGAGCGCUGGCAGAUUUAUCAACCUCUAAAUCCCGUUUAGACCACGUGGAAGAGGUGGGUCCAGAUAACAAGCAUGGCAAAGAAGACACCCAAAGAGAUUCAGCGGUAAUUGGAGGCGUGGUCACAGCUGUGGUGUUCGUAACACUGUGCUUGCUGGCUGUGAUGGCACGGUUCCUGUACCAACACCGGCAGAUCCGGAGGACCACCAGCAUCCAGGAGAAGGAGCAUAGGCGCAGUCUUGAAGCUGCCUACAGGGCAGAACUUCACCUGAACCAGUCUAUAAGGGACAGUAUGAAGGAAUACUACAUCUGAUGGACAUUAAGAGCCUUUUAGCCACUGAUUAUCCCUCCUCGAGUUUAGUCCUUCUGCACGCUCAUGGUGCGGACUUUAU